Clupea harengus (Atlantic herring) is the source of this 1555-nucleotide messenger RNA. Its product is annotated as transmembrane protein 131-like. The transcript has 14 exons. NCBI's taxonomy places the organism in Eukaryota, Metazoa, Chordata, Actinopteri, Clupeiformes, Clupeidae. Gene Ontology annotation, cellular component: membrane. The coding region runs from base 128 to 1540 and encodes 470 amino acids. The record is from RefSeq and is a predicted model, not a curated record.
GCGCAGUGAUACUCGUGUAGUGUGCGGGCUGAGCUAGAUCAGCUCGCUAAUGUUUAUAUCUGCAAGCGGCGAAGGUUAACACAGUGUAGGCUACACAGGGAACACACAUACACAUAGACGCGGCAGCAUGGCGAACGCGGAAAGAACUCAGAGUCCUCAUAAGCUGUCACAGGGAACAAAGUCAACAUGUCUACUAUUUUUUCGGCUUUUGUUUUUUGCUGUCUUUCAGGUGGCACAGGCAAACAAGCAAGCUUUUAUUCAGUCAGACACCAUCCUAGAGGUGCUACAUUUUGGGGAACGAGGCCUCUUGCAGACAGAGUCUGACAUUGACAUUAGUUCAUAUCAUCAAAAAAGCCCGCCCUUGCACAGAGGGAACUGCAGGCCCAUACGCUUUGAGCCGCCCAUGCUGGACUUCCACGAACAGCCAGUUGGAAUGCCAAAAAUGGAAAAAGUCUUCUUGCACAAUCCUAGUCCAGAAGAAAUUAGUUUAAUAUCAAUAUCAGCGACAACAGCGCAUUUUCACGCUUCAUUUUUUCAAAACAGGAUUAUCCCUCCAGGGGGAAACACAUCAUUUGAUGUGGUCUUUCUAGCACGAGUAGUAGGCAAUGUAGAAAAUACAUUAUUUAUAAACACGUCACACCACGGAGUGUUUACAUACCAGGUGUUUGGUGUGGGCAUACCCAACCCAUAUAGGCUCCGGCCCUUCAUAGGGGCAAGGGUCCCUGUCAACAGCAGCUUCUCCCCCCUCAUAAACAUCCACAACCCACACAGCGAGCCCCUGCAGGUUGUGGAGAUGUACUCCAGCGGGGGCGAUCUGCACCUUGAGCUGCCCACAGGCCAGCAGGGAGGGACACGGAAAUUAUGGGAAAUACCUCCCUUUGAGACGAAGGGGGUGAUGAGAGCGAGCUUCUCGUCGCGAGAUGCUGACAACCACACCGCCUUCAUCCGCAUCAAGACCAACGCCUCUGAUGAGGAUGAGUUCAUCAUCCUCCCCAUGGAGGUCGAGGUCACUGCAGCACCUGGUAUAUACUCCUCCAUUGAAAUGCUAGACUUUGGUACAUUAAGAUCUCAAGAUCGACCAAAGCAUUUGAAUUUGCAUCUGCUAAAUUCAGGAACGAAAGAUGUACCAAUUACCAGUAUACGACCAACGCCAUCAAAUGAUGCAGUGUCAAUAGAAUUCAAGCAAAUCACGCUUAAAGCUGGCGAGAAUAAAUAUACCAAAGUUGCAAGUAUUAGUUUUGAUGCGUCAAAGGUGAAAAGACCGUCGCAGACAUCUGGUAAAAUAACGGUGAAAGCGAAAGAGAAAAGCUACUCCAAACUUGAAAUUCCAUAUCAAACUGAAGUUUUAGAAGGGUAUCUGGGAUUCGAUCACACAGUCACCCUGUUCCACAUCAGAGACAGUCCCCCAGACCCACAGGAGAGGCCCAUAGUCCUCACCAACACCUUUAACUUUCCCAUUCUCAUCCAUGACGUCUCGCUGCCGGAGGAGGCCAAAACCAUGUUCAAAGUGAGUGUGUGUGCGCGCAUGUGUACCUUGUGACCAGGGGCUGUUUGC